Hylaeus anthracinus is the source of this 912-nucleotide messenger RNA. Its product is annotated as eukaryotic translation initiation factor 4E type 3-like. The coding region runs from base 73 to 705 and encodes 210 amino acids. NCBI's taxonomy places the organism in Eukaryota, Metazoa, Arthropoda, Insecta, Hymenoptera, Colletidae. The transcript has 6 exons. Gene Ontology annotation, molecular function: RNA 7-methylguanosine cap binding; translation initiation factor activity. Gene Ontology annotation, biological process: translational initiation. The record is from RefSeq and is a predicted model, not a curated record. Gene Ontology annotation, cellular component: eukaryotic translation initiation factor 4F complex.
CUGAUCAGAUGAUUUUUGACGUUCUAACGGUUGUUACAUAUACAUAUACAUGUAUUUGUCGUCGUUUCGAACAUGGCCGCGGUGGAGUGUGAAUCGAAAGACGACAAAUCGGCGGACGCGUCGGAAACACUGGUAUUUUCCGAGGAAACUGUUAAAACGAUCGAAGGACAUGAAUCGUUGGGAAUACCGCUACAAUCUUCGUGGACGUUGUGGUUGGACAAGGCUGUAUCCGGAACAACUGUCGAAGAGUAUAAAAAAAAUUUGACAAAGAUUUAUACCGUGAACACUGUGCAGAGUUUCUGGGCAGUUUUUAAUAACAUACCAAAUGCCAGCGCUAUGCAGGUUAGAUACAGUUAUCAUUUGAUGAGGGACGAGAGAUAUCCGCUAUGGGAGGAACCUGUUAAUCAAAAAGGUGGAACAUGGAGAUUAAAGUGCCACAAGUCCGAUACCGAACAGAUUUGGAAGGAGAUGGUGCUCGCGGCGAUCGGAGAACAGUUUUCCGAAUGUACGGCCGAAGACGAUGAAAUUUGCGGGAUAACCGUGUCUAUCAGAGACAGAGACGAUCUCGUUCAAAUAUGGAAUAGUAACGCAAGUUUAGCAUCGAAAGCUACCGUUUUAGAAAAAGUUCAUUCUCUGCUACCCAACGUUAACUUUACAGAAUUUUAUAAACCUCAUCAAUCGCAUCACGCUUACGGACGCCGCUAAGCAUACGUUAAUAUUGGUAAAAUAUUAAUUGGUCUUGGAAUAUAAGAAUGGUGAGAAAAGUUUGACCGCCAACACGAUUACGCUGGGCAAUUGAAUUCUACGAAAACUUGCUACAACAAGAAAAAAAUAUGUUGUUUAUUAGGAGAGCAUAAAAAUUGUUGAAAUUGUACUACUUUUAAAUGGUCAAAUAUAUUUUUAUAUUUACAA